Molecule: messenger RNA, 1947 nt
Organism: Suncus etruscus (white-toothed pygmy shrew)
Lineage: Eukaryota; Metazoa; Chordata; Mammalia; Eulipotyphla; Soricidae
Gene: PRDM6
Product: PR/SET domain 6
Exons: 7
Coding region: 1-1647 (548 amino acids)
Cellular component (GO): nucleus
Molecular function (GO): histone methyltransferase activity; protein binding
Source: RefSeq, a predicted model, not a curated record
AUGCUGAAGCCCGGCGACCCCGGCGGCUCGGCCUUCCUCAAGGUGGACCCUGCCUACCUGCAGCACUGGCAGCAGCUCUUCCCGCACGCCGGGGGCGGCCCGCUCAAAGGCGGCGGCGGCGGCGGCGGCGGCACCGCGGGGUCCCUGGGCGCGCCGCCGCCGCCGCCCCCCGAGCGCCCCGAGCCCUCGCCCGACAGCCUGCGCCCGCGGCCCGCCUCGCUCGCCGCCGCCCCGGCCGCCGCCGCCGCCGCCGCCGCCCUGGCCGGGCUGUCGGCGCUGCCCGUGUUCGCGCCCCUGGCCGAGCCGCCGCCGCCGCCGCCCCCCGAGCCGGGCCCCGCCAAGGCCGCCCCGCGCUUCCGCUGCAGCGCCGAGGAGCUGGACUAUUACCUGUACGGCCAGCAGCGCAUGGAGAUCAUCCCGCUGCACCCGCACGCCAGCGACCCCAACAACCGCUGUGACAUGUGUGCCGAUAACCGCAAUGGAGAGUGCCCCAUGCAUGGGCCCCUGCACUCCCUGCGCAGGCUCGUGGGCACCAGCAGUGCCGCUGCGGCUGCGCCCCCACCCGAGCUACCGGAGUGGUUGCGGGACCUGCCUCGGGAGGUGUGCUUGUGCACCAGCACGGUGCCCGGGCUGGCCUACGGCAUCUGCGCAGCCCAGAGGAUUCAGCAGGGCACCUGGAUCGGGCCCUUUCAGGGCGUGCUUCUGGCGCCCGAGAAAGUGCAGGCAGGCACCCUGAGGAACACGCAGCACCUCUGGGAGAUAUAUGACCAAGAUGGGACACUACAGCACUUUAUUGAUGGUGGGGAACCUAGUAAGUCAAGCUGGAUGAGGUAUAUCCGAUGUGCAAGGCACUGUGGAGAACAGAAUCUAACAGUAGUUCAGUACAGGUCGAAUAUAUUCUACCGAGCCUGUAUAGAUAUCCCCAGGGGUACCGAACUACUGGUGUGGUACAAUGACAGCUAUACGUCUUUCUUUGGGAUCCCUUUACAAUGCAUUGCCCAGGAUGAAAACUUAAACGUCCCUUCCACGGUGAUGGAAGCCAUGUGCAGACAAGACACCCUGCAGCCUUUUGCCAAAAGCAGCAAGCUCUCCCCGGCGCCCCAGCAGCGCUCUGUGGUGUUUCCACAGACACCCUGCAGUCGAAAUUUCUCGCUUCUGGACAAGUCCGGACCCCUUGAGCCAGGCUUCAGCCAAAUCAGCGUCAAGAACCAGCGUGUCCUGGCAAGUCCCACUUCCACCAGCCAGCUGCACUCUGAGUUUAGUGACUGGCACCUCUGGAAAUGCGGGCAGUGCUUUAAGACUUUCACACAGCGGAUUCUCCUCCAGAUGCACGUGUGUACACAGAACCCUGACAGACCUUACCAGUGCGGCCAUUGCUCCCAGUCCUUUUCCCAACCUUCAGAGCUGAGGAACCACGUGGUCACUCACUCCAGUGACCGACCAUUCAAGUGCGGCUACUGCGGCCGUGCCUUUGCCGGGGCCACCACACUCAACAAUCACAUCCGAACCCACACUGGAGAAAAGCCCUUCAAGUGCGAGAGGUGUGAGCGCAGCUUCACGCAGGCCACCCAGCUGAGCCGACACCAGCGGAUGCCCAAUGAGUGCAAGCCAAUCACCGAGAGCCCCGAAUCAAUCGAAGUGGAUUAACGGAUUGACUGGUUGGAAUUAAACUGCAAGGAAAAGUCAUGAUUAAAUGUCACGGACACUUAAGCAAAACCAAAGAUUUCCUCUGAGCAACUCUCAAUCAGUCCCAGAAAACCAAAAGCAGUAAUAAAAUAAGUAAGAUGUUAGAAGAUAUUGAUCCCGUGGUGGAAGUCAGACCAGGAAAGAGAUUAUUUAUUUAUGACUAGGGAUGAGACUUAUUUCAGUGAACAUCUAACCUGGAAUGGCGAACACUUCCAGUGUGACCAUGUAUUUGCUUUGUUUCUAAAAAGCUUUUUUUUAAAA